Molecule: messenger RNA, 8662 nt
Organism: Larimichthys crocea (large yellow croaker)
Lineage: Eukaryota; Metazoa; Chordata; Actinopteri; Sciaenidae
Gene: kirrel1b
Product: kirre like nephrin family adhesion molecule 1b
Exons: 15
Coding region: 380-2857 (825 amino acids)
Biological process (GO): cell-cell adhesion
Cellular component (GO): cell-cell junction; plasma membrane
Molecular function (GO): cell adhesion molecule binding
Source: RefSeq, a predicted model, not a curated record
AGGAGGGGGGGCCAGAGAGGAGAGGAGAGGGGAGGGAGAGAGCGAGAGAAAAGAGGUAGAGAGGAAUUCAGUCUGUUUAAAUGGGAAUCUAGAGCGCAGAGAGGAAAAGAGACGCAGAGAACAGGCAUUAAAAAAAAAAAAGUGGAGACAGAUUUAUUUUACGCACGGGAGAAGCAGGGAAACGAGUUGAAGAAAGGAAAGGAGGGGAUUGGAAAAAAGAGACAUCGUUGUUGGGUUUUUUUUUCCUCUAAAUGUGGCUUCUCUCACUCUCAUGACUCAAGGAGGAUUCCAGUUAAAUUCACCCGGUCGGGAGGAAUUGAUGGUGUCUUUUCGGGGAAGCAGAGCCGAGGGGAGGAAUCUGAAUGCGCUCGGCUGAACCAUGCCAGCCCUGUGGAUCAUAACUUUGGCGAUCACUUUGAACCAAGUGUGGUGCAUUCGCUUCUCCCAGGAGCCCGCGGACCAGUCGGUGGUACUGGGAGAACGGGUGGUGCUGUCCUGCGUGGUCUUCAACUACAGCGGCAUCGUCCAGUGGACCAAGGACGGCCUGGCCCUUGGCAUCGGAGAGGGUCUUCGAGCCUGGCCCAGGUAUCGUGUGCUUCGGGCUCUGGACAUCGGCCAGUACAACCUGGAGAUCAACAAUGCUGAACUAUCUGAUGACUCUCUGUACGAGUGUCAGGCCACAGAGGCCGCCCUGCGCUCCAGGAGGGCCAAACUCAAUGUACUCAUACCCCCUGAGGACCCGGUGGUUGAUGGAUCCCCGGAGCUCCUGUUGAUGGCUGGAACGCCAUACAACCUGACCUGCGUGACCCGCGGGGCCAAGCCUGCAGCACACAUCCAGUGGACCAAGGAUGGAGUCGCUGUGGAGGGAGCCCACCAGUCCACGGAAGUGCUACCAGACAGGAAGAGGGUGACUACCAGGAGCUACCUGCCGAUCACGCCAGCCGACACCGACAGCGGCCGCAACUUCACCUGCGUUGCCAGCAACCCGGCUGUGCCGAUGGGCAAGCGAGCCACCGUUAACCUCAACGUCCACCACCCUCCUAUGGUGACCCUGUCCAUCGAGCCUCGCUCUGUCCUGGAGGGCGAGAGAGUCACCUUCACCUGCCAGGCCACUGCCAACCCUCCCAUCAUGGGCUACAGGUGGGCAAAAGGCGGCGUGCUGCUGGAGGGGGCCAGAGAAAGCGUGUUUGUCACCACCGCGGAUCAUUCCUUCUUCACCGAGCCCGUGUCCUGUCAGGUUUUCAACGCCGUGGGAAACACCAACGUCAGCAUCCUGGUGGACGUGCACUUCGGUCCAAUACUGGUGGUGGAGCCCAGGCCGGUUACGGUAGACGUGGACUCUGAUGUUACUCUGAACUGCAAGUGGUCUGGUAACCCUCCUCUCACCCUCACGUGGACCAAGAAGGGCUCCAACAUGGUGCUCAGCAACAACAACCAGCUGUAUUUGAAGUCAGUGAGCCAGUCCGAUGCAGGCCAGUAUGUCUGCAAGGCCAUCGUUCCCCGGAUCGGAGUGGGAGAGACUGAGGUUACACUCACCGUCAACGGUCCCCCCAUCAUCUCCAGUGAUCCAGUCCAAUACGCUGUCAGAGGGGAGAGAGGAGAGAUCAAGUGUUACAUUGCCAGCACCCCCCCACCUGAUAAGAUUGUUUGGGCGUGGAAGGAGAACGUAUGGGAGAAGGAGAAGGGAACCCUGAUGGAGAGGUACACCGUGGAGCAGAGUAAACCUCCAUCCCAAGGCGGAGCCGUCCUCUCCACCCUCACCAUCAACAACGUCAUGGAGUCUGACUUCCACUCACCCUACAACUGCACCGCCUGGAACUCCUUUGGACCCGGCACCAUGAUCAUCACCCUGGAAGAGAUGGAUAUUGUUCCGGUGGGAAUUAUUGCCGGUGGUACGGUGGGCUCCUCCAUUCUGCUGCUUAUGUUUUUACUGGCGCUCGCCUUCUUCCUCUACCGCCAACGCAAAGGCAGUCGCCGCGGUGUCACCCUCGGUAAGCCAGACAUCAAGGUAGAGACGGUCAACAAAGAGACCCACAGCCUGGAGGAGGAGGCGGCCGAUGUCUCCACGGCAACCCGAAUGGUCAAGGCCAUGUACUCCUUUCUGCCCUCUGUUUCCCUCUCUCCCUCCACUCAGCCGUUCAAAGAUGACAUGGACCUGAAGCAGGACAUCAGGAGCGAGAGCGACACCAGGGAGGAGUACGAGCUCAAGGAUCCAACGAAUGGCUACUACAACGUCCGAGCAACCACCCACGAUGAGGCGCGCCCCCAGUCCCGUGCCAUCCACUACCAGGGGGAGUUCCGCUCUCCGAACCUAAACAGCGGACCAGCCGGUGCCACUUCCAGCGGACCCUCAGCUUCAGCCAGCGGUGCCGUUCCCCCCAGCGGGGUGCCAGGCUCGAGGGCAGGCUGCUACGACCCCCGCCCCCCUUCCAGGAUGUCCCAUGCCACCUACGCCCAGUUCAACACCUUCACCAGGGCGCCGCAGAGCCAGCAACCACCUCCCAAUCCGGCUCUUCAAUCACCCGGAGAUUACCCCGGGGACUGCGGCCUGCUGGACAACACGACGCAGCUGGCUUAUGACAACUAUGGAUACCCCUCCCAGUAUCCCAGCUACCGUAUGGGCUUUGCUCCACCUAUAGAGGAAGGGCCAGCUUAUGAGAUGUAUCCAACAGGACAAGGAACCGGGCCAGGGCCAGGGCCCGGACCGGGACCAGGACCAGGACCGGGACCGGGACCGGGACAACAAAGUCCUGAAACAGGGCUGGGGCAGUACGGAAGCUCUACUCGCUUCUCGUACUCGUCUCCACCCUCUGACUAUUCCCAAAGACACACACAGCGGAUGCAGACUCAUGUUUGAGAAACUCACACACACACACAUUGUUUGACUUGCUUUUUGCAGCAGCAGUACACAUAAAACAAAAACAUACAGAAAUACAGAACAAAAAAAAUCAUAAAGAAAGCAGUUUUUUUUGUUUGUUUUGUUUCCAUAGCAUCCAGUGCAUGGAACCAACAAAACACCCCAACAACGCACAGUAGUUAGCAGCAUCGCAUUUAAUACAGUUAGCAGCAAUACAUGCAACACACGCAAGGCGACGUCCGCACACAUUUGCGCAGACCUUCUGUUGCAAGAGAAAGCAACAGCGAGGGCCACAAUCAAGAGAAGAAGAGCACUUUGAAGACAGGAAGAAGAAGAAGAUGAAGAAGAAGAGCGCAAGGAGCUUAAAGGAGGAGCAGAGGAACCUUUUUUUUCUUCCUGCAAUCCUCGUCUUGCUCUUGGAUCAUCUCCCUCUCACCUCAUCUGUGUAAAUAAUGGGUCAUUUUAAAGUUAUUUCCUUGUACAAACCCAUACAGUGUGAUGCAGUACAGUGACCCGCUGAAAACCUCCGUGUAAUCCACACUUUUUUUUUGCAUCUUCUGACUCUCACAUAUUGCAAAAAAACAACAACAACACAUGCACACACACACACACACACACAAAGACUCAUUUGUUUCGAUGUAUUGCAGCAACGGGGCAGCUUGGACUAUAAAUAUAUUUGGCACUUUUUGAUCCUUUUUCCUCACUAAAAAACCUGCCCAGUGGCCAUUGCUUACAAGAUCUACCUUGAUAUAAGUGGGACAGAGCUUCUUAAAGUGGUACAGUUAGCGACCAGAGUGCCAACACACACACACACACACACACAAACACACAAACUAUGAACGUGUGUCUUCUUUUGUAAAGAGCGGACGCUCCAGACGAAGAGUUUGUGUACACGCCACAUCCGAGAGGAAAGAAAAAGGAGGUGGUAGCAAGCAUCUCUAUGUGCUCAUUCUCCUCGUCAUCUCGCAUUUCCUAAUCGUCAUGAUACAUUUCUACGACAUUUCACUCGAGGUCAAUGCUGUAUACAGCAGUAUUCGUGAAACGAGGUGUGGCGGGAGCGCUUUUUUCAUUCAAUGAAUUUCUGCAAUUUGUACAAAAAGAUACCUCCCCUACCCUCAAGUGUCAAAAAGUAUUUGUUUCUCUCACUUGCACAGUAGGAUAGAUUUUUUUUCCAUAUUUAUACCGAAACGUAUGAAGAAAACAAAAAAAAUGGCAUUGAGAAACAUUUUAUAGUAUUUUUAUAAGGAGUUGUGGACCAAAGGUUCAGCGUUUUGGGUGAAACUCACUUUUUAAAUGUGUAUGUGGCGACGUGAUCGUUAUUGGAAACGUUUUGAGUUUCUUUAACAAAAAAAAACAACAAAAAAAAGCGACGGAUGGUGUUUUUAAAAAAGUGGAUGUUGUAGACUUAAAAUUUAGAAAAUCUGAAGAGCUUCUUUCCAAAAACGCUAAAUAUCCAACAGUCUGUUUUGGUGGAUAUCUCCGUUUGGUGCGAAACUCUUUCUUUGACUUCCAGUCUUCUUGACUGGACUGCCUUUAUUUCGAAACGUCGACGACAUUCAGAUCGGUGGAUGGAGAACAAGCAGCUGCUCACUUUGAGCUGUAAACUUUGUAAGCAAUGGGAAGGUUCAAGCGUAGUCUAACAUAUCAAAACGAAGGUACAGGCGGCUCUAUCUAGCUCAUGUGGUACUUUGUACAUUUGUAUGUAAGUAUGCUGGUUUGUUUCGCUGCAACAGAAAAAUUUGGUGGUAUUUUAUGUCUGAAAUUUUUUUCCAUUAUAUCGUGUCAGCUUUGGUACGUGUGAUCGGCCUUUUACUGCACAGGUUCGUAAUGAUCAGUGUUUAAAAUGUUGCUACUCUACUCUAACCUCUACUGAUGCAGCUACUGUACAAGUCCCAUGUCUUAAUGAAUCUCCAGCAUUUUUUCUUUUUUUCCACCAAGACAAAAUCUAAUUUAUCUGUUUAGUUUGUGGGGAGAAAAACUCCAAAUUCACUCUAUGAUCAGCUGAUUAUAGAUUGUUGAGUGUAACUGCAAAGUUUGAGCCAUCUUUUUCUUAAAGUCUUGAUGUAAGAGGUUAUAAAAAAAAAGGAAGCCUUACUUUUGGAAAAUAGUUUUAGAGCUUACCAACGAUGGAUGCAACCAUUGACCCUGCAUCAGAUUUCUCCAUUUAGAAAAGAUGUCACGUCUUUAGGGAAACCGACACGAACAUCUGAUUGGUUGUCGAUGAGUUUCUCACAGCGUGAACGCUGCGUUGAAGAAACCUGUCUAAAGCAGCUGCUAAUGCUUUCGGAAAGAUCGGUGGAAUCGGUCGGCCUUGUCUGCCUUAAAGCUCUCACUGCUGGUAGGAUUGGUUGAUGUUUGCACACUGUAUGAGCUUUGUUGGUCAGAUUGGAUUGCACUCUUCAUCGUCCCAUCGCACGCCUUCACCUUUUACGGUGACAAUCAUGCGUUGACUCCACAGCAAGCAGCGUCAAUCUUCACUAUAUACUGAGCUUGAAGUUAUAAGGUUCCAUCUCUGAUGCACUGUUUUUUAUUUUUAAGGUACAUUAAAUAUGCCAUGACCUUUUUUUAAACUUGUUUUUGGCAACCAUUGCAAAUCGCUUGAACAUUUUUUUUUUCUCAGGGGCACAUAUGCUUUAUUGGAUAGUCAAAGUAAAGAGGGACUCUAUGCAACAAAGAUUUGCCCACUUCUAUCUCUGCCAUACAUUUUUCAAGCAGUUAAAAACGAGCCGGCGCUUUUACAAAAGGACCAGAAGCUACAAACUGCAGCCAGAAAUCUCACCACCUCCAGAGGUAAUAAUUGAGUCUUUAUACUUAUCAGCCACACUAUCAACUCCUCGCAGAUGCAGUAUAUUAUGGUAAUUUUGUGCUAAGGGGCAGUAAAAAUUGUAUUUAUUGCUCCUAUUUUGAAUAAACACUUUCAGAAAAGGAAACCACAGCCACGCCAUUUCUGAUUAGAAUAUCAGAUGGAACCUUGUAGCUUCAAGGUCACUAUAUAAAACAUUUCGGUAGUUAUAGAGAGGAGAACGGCAGAUGGAGCACCCUUUUAAAUUUAUACGGUUAUCACAGCCUUCGUACUGCAUACUAUUACCUCUUUACAACCUUUUUACAGAGUUGUAGCCGUGCAGUAUUUUGCAUCAGACUUGAAAUGUCGUCAUGACCUUGUGUAGAACGAGUAAAUUUAGAUACUGAGGCCAACAAAUACACGACCAGGCCGUCCAGGUACUUCAUUACCUCUUAACUAUUUACAGUGUGUUGACAGCGGGGACACAUAAAUAUGUAAAAGACACCAUAGAUGCCAAAAAUGCAAAACAGAUGUUUAGAUUUGGUCCAGCAGUGGAAAAAAAAAAGAGAGAAGGGAAUCUGGAAGUGUUUACUCCACUAGGUUUGGUAUUUCAUGUCUUUGCCCCUCUUUUCCGUACGUACCUCUCACCACAGUACUGAUACUACGCUUUACUCUCUCCUGUGUCAUAUUAAUAGCCACCUACCAGCUUCCAAAUUUAGAGGUUGAACCUGUUUUUUCAUGAAUAAAUAUAGAAAAAAAAAAUCAUCACAACAAUAGCAAACCUUUCUCUCAUAGCUUUCUUCCAAAUUUUACAUAUGGAUAGCAACCAAGCUUGCAUUAAUAUGUGUAUGUUGGGGGGUUGGGAGUGUUUUUAGAGAAUAUAUAUAGCCUCAUGAGCUCAUGACAUCAUCCCCAGUGUGCAUUUCUUUCUUUCUAUGAAAAUCAGUAUUUUCUUGGUAUUACUUUGUGGGUGUUCAUCACCAGUGGAAGAAAUGACUGUGGUCAAAAGUGUGUUUAAAUUUUUUUAUACAGUAUUUCACUUUAUUUUGUAUGCAUCAGAUAGAGAAGGGGGCUCUGAUUAAUCAACCCCGGUGUGUGACUGUGGCCAAAACGACUGCUCAGCCAGGCCGCAAAUAGCCAAAACUCUGUCUCAACUAGGCCAAACCCGGGCUAGAACGAGGCCAGACCCACAGCUAACCGCUCUGUUCCAUGCUGUGCUGUGCUCUGCUGUGCUGUGCUGUGCUUGCACCAUCCCCAGGCUGGGCCAAGACUGACUCAAGUGGCCUCGGUGUCCAUUUUUACCUUUUGGAGUCUUCAGUGAGUGCCAAAAGACUGUGCAAGAAAAACAAAAAAACAAAAAAAAGAACUGAGCAGACAAACAAAUGCAGCAGCCAUUUGUGUUUAUCGUGUUUUAUUUGUGCGUGUGUGCUCAUGGGUGACAGUGUAUACUGUAUGUGUGUGCGCGUGCACGCUACCUUUUUUUGGUGUCUCAACACAUGUACUCUAUCCAUCUGUGAACAUGCAUGUGUGUGUGUGUGUACAUGUGUGUUGGCAGCCUGUAACAUAAAUAUGUUGGGGACCGCUGGACUGCAGAAAUUAGAGUUUGACUGAUUGUUUCGGGUAAAUAGCAGAUAGAAAUGUCACCUGCUGAUGUGAGGGAGGAAAAAUACAUUUAAAAGGCAGCAUCUUACCAAAUUUAUAGAAUCCUUCAGAUUUAACAAACCCCCUUUUUCUGACCAAAUCAAAAAUGGUAUCAGUGUAAGGCAUUUGGUGAUGCUGAUGAACUCACAGGGAAAUCCAAAGGCGGAUGCACAAAUCGCGUUUCCUUUAAUGUGGAAGUCAAGGCUGCAUGAUGAGUUCAGUGUUACCGAUUCAGAUGACUUCCCGUCUAGACUUCUUUAUUAAAUCAACGUCACGUGAUGAAUCCCUGUUUGGAUUUGCACGCAGGAGUCGUGUACAUGGCAUCAUCUUCCCGUGCAUGCUGUAGCUUUAGCAUGGACUGGCACUUUUCAUGGAAAAAAAAAAAGAGGCAUGGGUGAAACUGAUGCAACUUUACAGAAAUAACUCUAUUGCUAUAUUGCCUCGGUCAUUGUACAAAAAAAAAAAUAAUGUUAAUAGAUCCUGUUACUGCAGCCUGUGUGUCAACUGAAAAUCAGAUUGGAUGUGACUCUCGCCUCCCAAACAAACGGUCAGACAACAUUACCACGACGUUAGACUGAAAAAUGAAGUCAAAUGCCAGUUCAGUCUGAUUAUCAGGCGAGUUGACAGAAGUUUCUGUCUGUUGCUUUUCCUGUAGACCUCUUUGCUACCUCUAGUGGUAGAUAAACUUGUGUAUUAGAAGAACAGUGACUUACAAAUGGACUCAAAUCUGAAGGAUUCUAACUUUAACCUGCCUUAAAGAGCUGCAAGGAUUACAUUUACACCCUGUUGAUUAGAUUCAGUUUGGAACCGUUGUGUAUGUUUUGUGGAAUACAAGUGACCACCAAAGAAACCGUAUCAGUCAGACUCUAAUGUAAAAGCAGGACAGCUGGUAAGGUGGAGUGAAUGAGACAUUGCGAGGCCUUAGGACACGAGGAAGGAGCCGAGCUAGUCCGCUCGUCCCUCAUCCAGCUGUCUGCUCUCUCCGAAACAGCUGCACGGCUGCACGGGAUUAAUUGACGUUCAGCUCGGUAUCGCGGAGCGUGUGAAGACAAUGAUGUGUGCAGCGACAAGGAUUCCAUAUUGUACUUGAAAAUGCUUGGAGUGGAGGUGUCCAUGUGGGUGUGAGAGGAACAGUGUGGGUGUUCAGAUAAGCAUAUAUUCUCCAUACUCCAAUCCUUUUAUUUUUUAUCCCUAUAUAUUGUCCACAUGUGUAUUAUGUUCAUAUUGGGUUUGAGUAUUGGUUUAUCCCUUUUAUUCAAGAAAAAAAAAACUGUACAAAAUAUCAAAAUCUUUGUUUAUUUUCAUCUUUUUUGUUUCAAAUUGUAUGUAAUUAUUUUUCCACAGUAUUACAGAAAAUAAAAGAAGACACGGCUUUCAUAAGA